This is a messenger RNA of Closterium sp. Yama58-4, 1524 nucleotides long. The record is from the annotation of a GenBank genome assembly. NCBI's taxonomy places the organism in Eukaryota, Viridiplantae, Streptophyta, Zygnematophyceae, Desmidiales, Closteriaceae.
AUGACUGUAGAGCGACAGUUGGUCGCUGCUGAUUUCAACGACGUUUUUGCCAUCCAAGUGUUGGGUCAGUUCGGGAAACACGCAACCGAAGAGCGCAUCGGUGUCUCGGCAGUCAAGCUCCUAAAAACAAAGCGCCGUCCGUCGUGUUAUGGGCAACACCCCGCGUUUUCCGGUCCCGCCAGCCCCGGCGCCGCGUGCCAGCACCACAGCGGCGGCGUCAGCAGCGGCGGCGGCGGCGAGUCGUACAGUCGGAGCAGCUCGUUCGGGUACACGCGCGCGUUGCAGCAGAAGUACGGCAUCAUCCCCGACACCUUCCGCUCCAUCGCGCAGGUGCAGGAGAAGCUGCGCGAGGUGGGAUUGGAGUCCAGCAACCUCAUCGUGGCCGUUGAUUUCACCAAGAGCAACGAGUGGACGGGCAAGCAGAGCUUCAAUGGGCGGUCGCUGCACGCAAUAGCACCGGGAGUGGUGAACCCGUACGAGCAGGCCAUUGAAAUCAUCGGCCACACUCUCUCCGCCUUCGACGAGGACAACCUUAUUCCCUGCUAUGGCUUCGGCGAUGUCUCAACGCAUGACAAGGCAGUGUUUGCGUUCAACGAGGGGCAGCGGCCGUGCAAUGGCUUUGAAGAGGCACUUCAGCGAUACCGUGCCAUCGCCCCCCUCGUGCAGCUCUCAGGCCCCACGUCAUUCGCCCCGGCGAUAGAGGCAGCGGUGAGGGCGGUGGAGGAGAGUGCCGGCCAGUACCACGUGCUGCUCAUUAUCGCUGAUGGCCAGGUCACUCGCAGCGUUGACACGCCUCCAGGAGUGUUCAGCAGACAGGAGCAGGCCACUGUUGAUGCCAUUGUUGCUGCCAGCAACUAUGCGCUGUCAAUAGUGAUGGUGGGGGUGGGUGACGGCCCAUGGGACACCAUGGAGGAGUUUGACGAUGCUCUGCCGCAGCGCAACUUUGAUAACUUCCAGUUUGUCAACUUCACGAGGGUCAUGGCAUCAUCACGAGCACCGGAGCAGCGGGAGGCACUCUUCGCCCUCUCUGCACUCAUGGAGGUGCCUCAUCAGUACCGCGCCUGCACCGAGCUGGGGCUGCUGGGUCGCCCCGUGGGUCGCAUGCCCCCAUCGGUCCCCAAGGAGCCCCCUCCGCGUGUGCGAGCAGCAGAUACUGCAGCGGCCCGAGCUGCCUCCCUCGCUGCUGCCAACCUGCCCCCGCACCUCAACCCCAAUAAUCUCGGCCCAUCAGAUUUCAACCCCAGCACCGCUCCUAACCCCUUUGGAAACCUCAUGGAUGGCACUGCUGCGUACGGUUAUGGUGCAGGCAGCACUGCAAACGCCGCCAGUGCUGCUGCUGACCCUGCGCCGGGCUCUGGGGGGCCAGCAGCAGGAGCGGGCACGGAGUGCCCGGUGUGCCUCAUGUUCCCCAAAAACACUGCCUUCCAGUGCGGCCACCAGACUUGUGAGGAGUGUGGUCAGCAGAUGAACAAUUGCCCCAUAUGCCGUGCACCCGUUACCAUGCGCAUCAAGCUGUACAGUUAA